CCCAGUCUCACACUCAACCGAACCACCCCCUGGAAAGAAAAACCGGAUAAGUUCACCCACUCACACAUUUCUAAGCCAACAUCGCCAACGACAAAAAGUAAACCGACGUGAUGACAAGAUAAACUAUUUCACGACAUGUCCGACUCUUCCUGCCCGGAUUGCAAGCGACCAACCGAGGUUGUGUUCGACCACUCAGCCGGCGACACAGUGUGCUCCGAGUGUGGUCUGGUUCUAGAGUCUCAUUCCAUCGACGAGACCUCCGAGUGGCGAAUCUUCGCCAAUGAGUCAGCCGACAACGACCCAGUCCGUGUUGGUGGUCCAUCGAAUCCACUCCUGGUCAACGCCGGCCUCUCCACUGUCAUUUCAAACCCUAAUGGCUCCUCUUCUGACUUCUUUACUUCCUCUCUGGGACGAUGGCAAAACCGUGGGGCCAACCCCGACCGUUCCCUUAUCCAGUCCUUUAAGACGAUUGCCACCAUGUCUGAUAGGUUGGGCCUCGUUGCAACCAUAAAGGAUCGGGCAAACGAAAUAUACAAGAAAGUGGAAGAUCAAAAGCCACUUAGAGGGAGAAACCAGGAUGCCAUUUUGGCUGCUUGUCUCUACAUUGCUUGUAGACAAGAAGACAAACCUCGUACUGUCAAAGAGAUAUGCUCGGUCGUCAACGGCGCCUCGAAGAAGGAAAUCGGCCGUGCGAAAGAGUACAUCGUGAAGCAAUUGGAGGUGGAGAUGGGCCAGUCCAUGGAAAUGGGCACAAUACAUGGCGGCGACUUUCUCAGACGAUUCUGCUCGCAUCUUGGAAUGAGUAAUCAAACAGUCAAGGCUGCUCAAGAGGCUGUGCAUAAAUCUGAAGAGCUGGAUAUCAGGAGAAGCCCGAUAUCGAUUGCAGCAGCUGUUAUUUACAUGAUAACCCAGCUCUCGGACGAUAAGAAGCUUCUCAAAGAUAUAUCAGUAGCAACAGGAGUGGCAGAAGGGACAAUAAGAAAUUCCUACAAAGACCUUCAUCCGCAUGCUUCUAAGCUUGUUCCAACCUGGUUUGCCAGAGCUGAAGACCUCAAGAUUCUUUGCAGUCCUUAAAAUCACAACACUGUUAACUGCUUCCGUUGAUCUGGUUUUACCUCUAACUUG
Molecule: messenger RNA, 1125 nt
Organism: Hibiscus syriacus
Lineage: Eukaryota; Viridiplantae; Streptophyta; Magnoliopsida; Malvales; Malvaceae
Product: transcription initiation factor IIB-like
Exons: 7
Coding region: 136-1074 (312 amino acids)
Biological process (GO): DNA-templated transcription initiation; transcription preinitiation complex assembly
Cellular component (GO): transcription preinitiation complex; nucleus
Molecular function (GO): TBP-class protein binding
Source: RefSeq, a predicted model, not a curated record